Danaus chrysippus (African queen) is the source of this 441-nucleotide messenger RNA. Lineage: Eukaryota; Metazoa; Arthropoda; Insecta; Lepidoptera; Nymphalidae. The record is from the annotation of a GenBank genome assembly.
AUGUCUGAACAGAAUGUCGGGUCGGUCCCUGCAUCAGCAGCUUCAUCGGGCACCAAUGUGGCCGAAGAACAACGGUCACCGAGCACUGCGGCCGGCUCGGGAAGUGUAUCUGAGGAGAAGGUGUACGGCGGGUGUGAGGGUCCAGACGCUAUGUACGUUAAACUGGUCUCUUCUGACGGCCACGAGUUCAUAGUGAAGAGAGAACACGCGCUUACCUCAGGAACCAUCAAGGCAAUGCUGAGUGGUCCGGGGCAGUUCGCUGAGAACGAGGCCAAUGAGGUCAACUUUAGAGAAAUACCGUCACACGUGCUACAGAAGGUGUGUAUGUAUUUCACAUACAAGGUGCGCUACACAAAUUCUUCUACUGAAAUACCGGAAUUCCCCAUCGCACCGGAAAUAGCCCUCGAACUGCUCAUGGCCGCCAACUUCCUGGACUGUUAA